Molecule: messenger RNA, 591 nt
Organism: Paramecium sonneborni
Lineage: Eukaryota; Ciliophora; Oligohymenophorea; Peniculida; Parameciidae
Source: the annotation of a GenBank genome assembly
AUUAAAUUAUAGAAUUAGAUAUGGAUUUUAUUGUCUAAAAGUCUCAGAUCAUAAAAAUAGGAUCAUUAUCAAUUGUGGCGCUCUUGAUUUUCAUUUGCUACUUUUUAGAUGUUGGUUUUUACGAAUCUUCAACGAUGUCUUCAUCUCAAACUGUUUAUUUUACAUAUACAGCUAAAAUGAGAAUAGAGAUUAUGGGUACCUCAAUUACAAUUGAUAUUGAAGAUUGUAAUGGCGAAUAUUUUUGCUAAGUUGUUAAGCAAGCUCCAAUUUAUGGAAGUAUAGACUUAGCUAUAGCAAUAAUUAUUGUAUUGAUAGAAAUCCUUUCAUUAUCAGUCUUAAAAGAUAAAGUUAAACCAGAUUUAUUAAAAAACUUAGUUUUAAUAGGUUUGGUAUUAGGCUUGGUAUUUGCUCUACUUCUUAUGUUUUAAUUUUGGUUUGCUGCUAUUGGAUCAGAUAUUUACAAAUUAUGUGCAGGUAGUCAAAUUUGCAUAGUUCUUUAUAAUUUAUUAUUCGGAUUUGCUUGCUUUGUUUAAUUCAAAGCUAAAUCAGGCUCAGGAUAAGAAACAUUAUUGACUUGAUAUAAUUAUCUAG